This is a messenger RNA of Galdieria sulphuraria, 1181 nucleotides long. RefSeq names its product transducin family protein / WD-40 repeat family protein. NCBI's taxonomy places the organism in Eukaryota, Rhodophyta, Bangiophyceae, Galdieriales, Galdieriaceae. Gene Ontology annotation, molecular function: protein binding. Gene Ontology annotation, biological process: protein ubiquitination. The record is from RefSeq and is a predicted model, not a curated record. Bases 11 to 1120 code for a protein of 369 amino acids. The transcript has a single exon.
CAACUUGACAAUGUCCAAAUACGACGAGUUAUCGACACCUGUCAUAUACCGCUCAAAUAGUCCUUUGAAGAGUUUGAUAGCACUUGGAACAAACGAGGAGGAUUACAACGAUUAUUUUGUUUUAGCAGGAGACGAGCCAAGAGGUAGAACACACGUUUCGCUUUAUCGUGUCAAUCAGUUGGUCGACACUGUUGAGUCUCAGUGUUUGCUAGAAACAAGAUGGGAUGCCUCGUCUAGUAAUCUAGUAGCCCUGAAGGAUGGAUUAUUCGCUAGUAUAGUAGAAGAGAGUACCCAUCCAGGAACACUUUGGUUAAAUAUUUACAACGUCUUAUCGAAGGAUGACAGAGACAAUAUUAUUUCAGAAAAGUUGCAAACCAAAAGUUGUAUACGUUUGGAUAAUUUGGAAACUUCUUUGAGUUAUGUGAAUCUGAUUGCAAACCGCAGUACCUGUUGUCAGAUAGCAACGGUUUCGUGUGACAAGUUAUUGAUUCAUGAUUAUGAAAAGGACUUGAACCAAAAUUUUCAUCUUACUCCACAGGAUUGUUGUUAUUGGAAACCUUGUGGUGAUUGGCAACCUGACAAUAGUGGCAACCAUCUUAUUAUUGGACGAGGCCAGAGUGUACAGUUGUGGGAUAUUCGUUCGCAAGAUACUUGUGCUGAUUUUGGAGUUUUUCCAAAUUUUGGUCAGAUACUUGCUCUUCGCUAUUUUCCACUUCGACAACAUUUUGUGAUGGGUGGUUUUUCAUCUGGUAAAGUUGUUGUAUGGGAUACGCGUUCUUCAUUGGAACCCAUUCUUUCAUGGACUGCUCAUCAUCACGCUAUAUUGGACUUGAAAAGUAACUGGUCACACGAAAGAUUGGUUGCAACAUGUGGAACGGAUGCCAUUAUUCAUAUUUGGGAUAUGAAAGAAUUAUUUUCUAUGUCCCCCACAGUUUCCAAAGGAAGUGCAAGACAACAGCCAUCUUAUGUGAAAUGUUCAUCGUUAGAAUAUCAUUCAGAUACAAUACAUGCACUAGAAUGGGGUAUCUCUAAUGAGUUUACGAUUGCUUCAGUUGGAUACGAUGGCAAUUUUAUUCUUACAACAAUUCCAUCCUUUGUGAGAGACAAAGUGUUUACUUGAGAGUUCCAACACGUGUCCACUCUAUGCUGUAUGUAUAACAAUGCGAUAGACAUCAUUCUAU